CUCUCUACGCUACCUUAGCUGAAGAUCUCCCGGAUUGUACAUGGGUAUCUUAUUCCCUCAUCUCCAUAGUUUCAUUUCAUACUCUUCCCUUCUUAGAAUUCACAGGUGAAGAGCCUAAGAAAAGGAGGAACAGAAAUGACUCUCUCUCUCCUCCUCCAUAGGCAGAUCAGAGCUUGUAAAGAGAUGGGUACUUUCAGAAAGGCAAAAGCACUUCUAGAAGAUCUCACUUGAUUUUCAAUUCCUUCAUAAGUUCUUUUCCAUAUCCUCUUAAAUUAAGGGGGUAUGUAACUCGUAACAAAAUCUUUCCCCACAGCUCUGCAAAAUCCUCCCCUUCAAAACGUUCUGUCCUUUUCAUUUUCUAUCUUUUCUGCCUUUAAUCGAUCUCUUUCUCUCUCUCCUCCACCGACCAUUUAGAGGUUGGAAAGUGAUUAAGAGAAGCAGCUACUAGCCAUGGAUUCUGGUAACAGUGGAAGUUUACAGUCCUCAAGCGGUGGCGAUGAGGAAUACGAUUCACGCACCGAAUCCAUCUCCUCUUUCUUGAACCCAUCCCACCACCACCACCACCAGCAGCACCAAAUACACCCACCUUCCUCUUCUAUGUUCGAUCCUUUAUCGAAUUAUCUCGACUCCUUCUCCCGAUCGGCGGCGCCGCCUCCACCAAGCGCCUCGAGUUCUCUGCUAAAUCUCGAUAUGGUGUGGUCCAGAGGCCUAAGAUCUGAACCCACUUGCACCGAGAUCCCAACAGGAGGUGGCCUGAUGGGUUCUUCUUCCUCAGCCCAACCGGCUUCUGGUGGUCAAGUUAGCACUUUCCAAGGCGUAUCGAAGCCUUCGGCUUCAUCUUCUUCGGACAAGACCAACCCACUGAACUCAGUACGUAGUAACUCGAAGAAACGAUCCAGAGCUUCUAGAAGGGCACCCACAACUGUUCUCACCACCGACACGUCAAAUUUCAGGGCGAUGGUGCAGGAGUUUACCGGUAUCCCAGCCCCGCCGUUUUCGGCGUCGCCGUUCCCUCGUAAUAGGUUUGAUCUCUUCAACACUUCCUCCACCACCAUGAGGUCCAAUCAUUUGGAAUCUCCACUGCCGCACUACCUUUUACGCCCAUUUGCACAAAAGUUUCACCCACCUUCUCCUUCUUCCAUUCCUUCCACUACAAACCCUACUGGCACCACCAGCGGCGCUGCCAUUUCGAUCGCCGGAGGUUCUAGUAAUAACCACCAGCUAUUCUCUGACUUGGGGCUUACGAAACAGACUCCUCAUCAUCAAAGUCUACUAAACAUGCAGAACCCGAUGUUCACGUUCCAGUCUCUGCUACAGAGUUCGGGCCCUCCUCCUCCUGCGCCACCACCACCUCCCAGGUAUCCAUUAGCCAAUGCACCAGUUUUCACGAUGGGUGGUCAUGGACUUCCUAGUCUAGUGACUUCUGAUCAUGGGAUUUCACUGAGGAACGACGACAGCAACAACAACAACAACAACAACAACAACAACAACAACAACAACAACAACAAUCCUUCGAGUUGGGGUGAUGGAAUUGGGCUCAACGAAGGAGAUCAAUCUGAAGCUCAUUUAAAGUCAGUUAAUGGGAACUGCAAGAUGAACUACUCAUCCACUUCUUCUUUGGAGUUCCAAGUAGAGAAGGGUUCAGAGAAUGUUUCUUCUAGAGGUGAAGGUAUGGUAGAUUCAUGGAUUUUCUCUUCAGAUUAGGAAACUAUUAUUAAUUAAUUAUGCAGUAGCAAUGAAAGAAAAAAAAAAAGAGAAGGUGGGUGGUGGGGGGUGAUUGAAGAAGAUACAAUGAUGAGGGUGAGGAAAAGAAGGAGAAGCUUUGUCUUUCUCUCCAACCUUUUAACAAUCACGAGAGUAGCUCUUAUUAUUUCUUAAUUAUAUAUGUACAUAUGGUUUCUUAUCUUAGCUUCUUCAUAAUUCUCAUAUCAUAAAAUCAAUAUAGUGAUAAUGGAAAAUUCUGGGUUUUUUU
Molecule: messenger RNA, 1972 nt
Organism: Macadamia integrifolia
Lineage: Eukaryota; Viridiplantae; Streptophyta; Magnoliopsida; Proteales; Proteaceae
Product: hybrid signal transduction histidine kinase M-like
Exons: 1
Coding region: 451-1704 (417 amino acids)
Source: RefSeq, a predicted model, not a curated record